AUGGCUAUAGUUCCAUUGUUCCGGGCGAUGGCUUUGCGCGUCAUUGGUAGUUAUAUUGCUCUGAAUUUGGACGAGACUUCAGGCGAGGCACAUUGGGUGCCGGCAUCACCGAUGCGGCGUCCCAGGCCAAAGUCCUACGUUCUCGCCACCUCGUCCUCCUUCCCAUUGGCCGACCACGAUAUCGAAAAUAAAGGCGUCUCUUCGUUCCCCUCAGUGGAGUCAAUUGAACGGCGCCCACAUCCAGGCGCGCCCCAUCAACCAGCCACGGAGCGCAUUACGCGUUUCAUACAGCGCUUUUCCCAAAAUGACCCUCAGAAGACGUCAACCACGACCAAAGGGCAUGCCACGUUGAAACGGUCGCGGACGGCGGGCCCUCCUGCCGAGCGGAAUGCUCUCCUCAAACCAACGCCCGUUCAAGCCGCAUCAGUCCAACGGCAAGGCCUGCUACAGCAUCAGGAGCACCCCAUUGGUGUGGCUUCACGGCGGGUUCGCCCUUCUCAAUGGGAGCAACGUUGGGCCGUGCUCGCUGGGAAAAGUCUAUACCUGUGCAAGCAGUUGAGCAGUUAUGUCUGUGACGUUACCAGGGGACAGGUUUAUUCGGUACCCGCCGACUCGGUGGAGAUCGAGCUCUCGUCAGCUAUUAUUGAUAUUGCCUACGAUGCGUUGAAAAGGGAGGGCCAAAAGCAUGUCGUACGCGUGGUCACUCAACAGCAUCGCGAGCAUUUGCUACAAACCCAGAGCGAGGAGGACAUGCUAUCCUGGAUCGCGAUGCUGCAGAAAGCAGCCACACUUUGUAUUUCGGCUUCACCGGAUCCGGCUUCGACUACCACUGUUGCAUCGGAUCAAACACUAGCCUCGCGUUCCUCGUCGCUGGAAGUUGAGUCACAGGGAGGGCAUGUUGCCAGUGGCACCAGCGGCUCGCUCAUUGAUAAUUCCUUUGCGACGCAGCAAUUGAUUAUGCAAAGGUACAAGGCGAAAACCUCGCAAAUCAGUUCCCCGCUGACAAAACGGGUCUCCGACGCGCUCGAGCCAUCAACCGCUGGUCCAAGCUUUCCCGUCGACGGCAAAGCUGCAAGCCAUGAGGUGGGCACAACGCCGAAAAACGCGCGCAAAAAUUGGAGGGGCAAGACAAAGCCGGCCAAAGGCCAAGCAGCCGCCACGGGACCCAAUGGACUGCCGGAGAAAGGCAAGCCAAACUCUGCGCUGGGGCAAAAGUUGAUUGACUGCAAGACGUCGGGACCCGAGGAUGCUGUUCCAAUGCUUGUCCGACAUUGCCUACGAGUCGUCGAGGAAAAUGGCAUGGAAUCCGUGGGUAUCUAUCGUAUUCCGGGCAACACAGCCGCUGUCAAUGCCCUCAAGGACACACUGAAUCAAGGAGAUGAAGCUAUCGAUUGGUCCGAUCCGCGAUGGAAGGACGUGAACGUUGUAUCGUCACUGCUAAAAAUGUUCUUGCGAAAACUGCCGGAGCCUCUGCUCACCGACAAGCUCUACCCGUAUUUCAUCGAUGCCAACCGGAUCACUAACCAUACACAGCGGUUACACAAGAUUCGCAAUCUGCUCCGCAAGCUCCACCCGGUCCAUUAUCACACGUUAAAGCAUCUGAUGGCCCAUCUUCUGCUCAUCACCACAAAGAGUGAUAUCAAUCGGAUGGAGGCCCGGAAUUUGGGUCUUAUGUUCGGGCCCUCAAUCGUGCGCCCUUCGGAUGACAACAUGUCGACGAUGGUUACACAUAUGGGGGACCAAUGCCAAAUCAUCGAGUCCUUUAUUAUAUAUUAUGAUUGGAUCUUCAAUGAUAAAGGCGACUCUGAAGACCCAGUCCCAGCCAUGAUCCACACAGAACCAUUAGUCGCACCCGGCACUCAAGGCCUCGAACUCUGCCCAGCAGGUGUCUCAUCCUCGUCUUUCAACGACAUGCACAAUAUGAUCCGUCGGGUUAACGAGGCCGAGGCAGCCGACAUGAUGCGGGAGAGCCGAACCGGAAAGAUCAUCAACAUCAUCAACCUGAGACGGAAUUCCCAGCGGAAGAAGGACAAAGCCAAGAGUAAACCAGAGAAUACCUCCAGUCAAGCAUCAUUCACGCGGUCUCGCAAGGAAGAGGCAAAUUCUAAUUCGAGCAAGUCUGGCGAGACGUCCUCUGGUUUCCAAGAGCGGAAUAUUGAUGCGGCAAUUGAGUCGAGACAAAAAAUGACACCGGCCACUUCAACCGUUGAUCAUUCACCAUCCCUCGAGUCCUCCCUUGGCUCCCUACCCGAUUCUUCGCGAACAUUACCGGAAGGAGAUUUCUCCGAUCAAGAUCCGGAAGCAGAGCGCAGAAACCGCAAGCGAGUCCAAGAAGAUAUGUCAUCGGCUCGGAGGAUGUUCAUUUUGGGCAAUGUCGAGCCAAGCGAAAAGUUGCCGGAUGCAGCAUUAGACGCUCUCGUCUCCCAUACUCAACAUCUUCAUGUGGCCGAGAGCCCGAAACUCGAGGUGCUAUCUGAAGCGACCCGGGAGAAGAUCCGUAUGUUCCAAUCUGGAAACCAUAUCCCUGCCUCAAACAAGAUGACGGAAAGUAUAUUAAGGUUUAACAAACCGCGCGACGGGCAUCAUUUCAUCGAGAACCAAAAGCAAAGCCCGCUCCGUGAAGAUGCACUUUCGUUCUCCUCUUCCCUCUCCACAAAUUCAUCAAUCCCAUAUUCUAUGCCAAUGACGGUUUCUAUUCAACCCGGGGCGGCCAGCAGUGACUAUGCCAGUAUUUCGCCCAUUUCUCCGUAUAACAAGCAGGAAGUCUCACCGCAACGUCCAAAAGAUUUAUUGGUGAACGCCGAGUCGAAAUGCGAGCAGAAGAUUCGGAUGCGUAAUAAGGGCUCCAAGGAUCCUCGCCGUCGACAUACAUUGACUGAUGUUGAUCUGGUUGCCCAUACCGGUACCAUUGGUCGAUUGGCACGAUGGUUUGGAUUCCGUAAGUCGUCACCAGACGUCCGCGAAUGCCCGGCGGCCCACCGUCGCAUGUUCCCCAACUCGUGUGUGCCUCCAAACGGUGUGACGGAUGAAGAAACUGGUGCCGCUGGCCCUUCCUUACCCUCCAUCGUUCGUACCUCGCCCACCGAGCUGACGCCUGCAAGCGGGGAUGAACAAUUG
Mesorhabditis spiculigera is the source of this 3117-nucleotide messenger RNA. The record is from the annotation of a GenBank genome assembly. NCBI's taxonomy places the organism in Eukaryota, Metazoa, Nematoda, Chromadorea, Rhabditida, Rhabditidae.